AUGUUGAGCGCAAGACUCAUUGAAUGCACUCACAAAUCACUUUUGCAUCAGGAUCUAUCGUUUUUAUCUCAGGGAAUCGAAGGAAGAUCGAAAAAUCCAAUUUCGCUUUUGAUCGAUGCCAUGACACAUCCAGGAGCCGACAUGGGUUUGGAAUGGCCAUCUUUGAUAACGUGGAAAAAAACGGCGAAAAGUUUGGAUCACGUGGUAUUAGGAAAAGGUGAUCCCGGCGGUACGUGGCUCACUGUGGCCGAUCACGUGCUCACAAUAAGUCCGGGACGUUGGAUGGCGUUGCCCGGUUUGGAAUUCAAUGAAUAUCACGAUAAGAGAGCUCCAGCAUAUGCCGUUGCCAAAUAUUAUAUGGAAUACGUAAAGAAAAAUGAUCUCGGUCCUUACAUGGCUUCGCAAUCAACGGUCACAAUGAUUCAACCCAUACCUACUCAAAAAUCAAAAUCGAACGGAUGCAUACAAACGACGGGGUUGAACGAGAGUGAGAAAACGUCCGGGAAUUCGAAUCGCAACAACGGGUUAAAUCAUACGGAUGAUGCGUUCGGAAGGAAAACGAACAGUUCGCCACAUGUAGGAGGAGGGAUCGCCGAGGGUGGCGACGGUGUCGGUGGCGGUGUCGGUGGGGGGAAAAAGUUAACAAACAACAAACAAUUGAAAAAUAACACGAACGGUCACGUCGAAGACACCUCUCCAUUAUUGUUCCAGCCGACAUUCCAAAAAAUGAUAACAAAAGUUUUAAUUGUCGGAGCUGGUUUGAGCGCGUCCGACGCCAUAUUGGCAGCGUGGAAGAAAAAUUAUGACGUCAUACACGCGUUUAGGAGUCCGUUAACGACGACCAAAUUACCCGCCGUCAUUUAUCCGGAAUAUCACGAGUUGUACGAAUUAAUGGAAGGUUCGACGACGAGAAAAGAUUACACUCCGUUGCCCGGAUAUCAAGUCACGGAAUUCGGUAACGAUAAAACGGUUAAACUUUCGGAUUGUACGGGAAAUGUGAAAAUAAUAAAAGUUUCAUCCGUGGCCAUACUUAUCGGUUCUCAACCGGAUUUGAAUUUCCUACCGAAAACUCUUAGAAAUUUAGGGAUAGACGCGAACAAACCCAUCGAUUGCAAAACGAAUCCGAUACAAAUAGAACCUUUUAGUUAUAAGUGCGUUCGUGCUCCUCCCGGAUUGUACGCUUUGGGGCCUUUAGUCGGUGAUAAUUUCGUUAGGUUUUUACAAGGCGGUGCAGUAGCCGUAGCCGGAAAUAUAUUUAAAGAUAAUUUUUAUAAAAAUGUAAAAUAA
Messenger RNA from Pediculus humanus corporis (human body louse), 1287 nucleotides. RefSeq lists its product as uncharacterized. The transcript is spliced from 7 exons. The coding region runs from base 1 to 1287 and encodes 428 amino acids. Lineage: Eukaryota; Metazoa; Arthropoda; Insecta; Psocodea; Pediculidae. The record is from RefSeq and is a predicted model, not a curated record.